Molecule: messenger RNA, 1200 nt
Organism: Diaporthe amygdali
Lineage: Eukaryota; Fungi; Ascomycota; Sordariomycetes; Diaporthales; Diaporthaceae
Product: glycoside hydrolase family 5 protein
Exons: 3
Coding region: 1-1200 (399 amino acids)
Molecular function (GO): hydrolase activity, hydrolyzing O-glycosyl compounds
Source: RefSeq, a predicted model, not a curated record
AUGAUGUUCAAGGCAUCACUAGUAUGGAGCGUGCUGGCCAUCGCGGCUUCAGCGUUACCCGCAGCUCUUCACAUAGACAACAAGCAGCCACCUCUGGCGCAUCCCAUUGGGCAAGGAAAAGGGUCGAAUGCUAAGGUUUCUGGCCGAGUAUUUGAAAUUGACGGGAAGAAGGGUUAUUUCGCGGGAAGCAAUGCAUGGUGGCUUGCUCACUUGAGCAAUAACGCGGACAUUGACAUCGCUCUUAGCCAGGUGGCCAAGACCCAGUAUAAGGUCCUCCGUGUGUGGGGCUUCGGCGACGUGAACACGCUCCCGGAUCCAAGCAACGGGGACCCAAACAAGGUAUACUUCCAGGUCCUCAACUCGACUGGCAGUUACAUCAAUUAUGGCCCAGACGGUCUGCAGAGGCUCGACUACGCGGUCUCGUCAGCUGAGAAGCAUGGCGUAAAAUUGGUGCUAAAUUUCAUAAACAACUGGAACGACUACGGAGGGAUCAAAGCGUACACGACCGCGUUCGGAGCCAACGCAACGGAAUGGUUUACGGACCCGACUUCGCAGAAGGUUUACCGGAACUAUAUUAACGUCCUGGUGAACCGCUACAAGAAGUCCACGGCCAUCUUCGCAUGGGAGCUCGGGAACGAGCCGCGGUGCAAUGGAUGUCCCACCUCUGUGAUCACUAAGUGGGCAACCGAUGUGUCCAAGUACAUCAAGAGCCUCGACUCGAAGCACUUGGUUACGCUGGGCGACGAGGGCUGGUUCGCGCCGGGUACGGCCCUCAGCGGCGACGAUGGUUCGUAUGCGUACUCAGGCAGCGAGGGCGUAGACUUCGUCGCCAACCUGGGCAUCUCCACGCUCGACUACGGCACCUUCCACCUGUACCCAGACUCGUGGGGCUAUGAGUACCCCUGGGGCAACGACUGGAUCGUGCAGCACGACGAGGUGGGCAAGAAGUCCGGCAAGCCCGUUAUCUUAGAGGAGUACGGCGCGCCGUUCCCGGGAAACCACACGCCAAUCUACAAGCCGUGGCAGGACACCGUGGUGAAGAGCGGUGUCGCGGCCGAUCAGGUCUGGCAGUUUGGUUCGCACGACCUCAGUGUGCCUGGGGAGACCCUGGGCGAUGUCAACUCGAUCUACUACAACGAUACCGAGUAUCAGGUGCUCGGGUUCGAGCAUGCGGCUACUCUUCUCAAGAAGAAGGUCUGA